AUGUUAUAUCUCAUUUUUUCGCACGGGUGGCUUUCGACGUGGCUGAACUGUCCGGAGAGAUUCGACUCUCGGCUGAGAUGUCGGCGCAACAUCAAAAGGUGUGUGAUGGGCGAAUGUGUGAGGUGGCCGCCUGCGGGCCUGGCUAAAAUGAACAUGCGCUCAUGCAGGCGGAGGGGCGGAAAAAUGGGAGGAGUACCUGGAGAUGGAGGAUCGGCUCUGUCCAGCUAA
Drosophila takahashii is the source of this 228-nucleotide messenger RNA. RefSeq lists its product as uncharacterized. Lineage: Eukaryota; Metazoa; Arthropoda; Insecta; Diptera; Drosophilidae. The record is from RefSeq and is a predicted model, not a curated record.